AUGGCCUUAUUUCAUAAUUUUUCUCUUAAUUUUUUCCCUCCGCUUGUCAGAUUUGCUGUAAGUGUUGGCUACUGGAAGGACCCUUACAUCCAGUAUUUUGUGAGGCAAGCCAAAGAAAGAAAAGCACCUGAAAUCAACAGAGGGUAUUAUGCUCGUGUUCAUGGAGUCAGUUAUCUGCUUAAGGCUUUUCUAAAGAAGACAGAAUGCAACUGUCAAAUUGUUAAUCUUGGUGCUGGCAUGGAUACUCUAUUCUGGAGAUUAAAGGAUGAAAAUCUUCUCCCUAGGAAAUAUUUUGAGGUGGAUUUUCCAAUGAUAGUUGCAAGAAAAAUACAUAAUAUCAAAUCAAAACCUCCCCUGUCAAAACCAAUUAUGGAAUCCCAUUCAGGGGAGUCUCUUCUAAUAGAUUCUCACAGCCUAGACUCCAGUCGAUAUUCCAUAAUAGGAGGAGAUCUCCGUUUCUCAUCAGAUCUGGAGGAAAAGCUAAAGAAACAUAACCUGGAUAUACAAUUGCCAACGCUUUUGAUAGCAGAAUGUGUGCUGGUUUACAUGACACCACAGCAAUCCGCAAAUCUUUUGAAGUGGGCAGCAAGCACUUUUCCAGUGGCAAUGUUUAUAAAUUAUGAGCAGGUGAAUAUGACAGAUCGAUUUGGACAGAUCAUGAUUGAGAACUUGCAGAGAAGACAGUGUAACCUGGCUGGAGUGGAAAUCUGCAGAUCUUUAGACUCUCAGAGGGAACGAUUGCUGGUAAAUGGCUGGGAAACUGCACAUGCCAUGGACAUGAUGAAAGUGUACAGCUUUUUGCCACAGGCUGAUGUCAAAAGAAUAGAAGGACUUGAAUUCCUAGAUGAAAAGGAACUCUUUGAACAACUAAUGCAGCACUACUGCCUCUGCUGGGCUUCAAAAGACAGCAGCAAUCUGGGUAAUGUUCUCCAAGAUCUAGAAGGUCUUGCAAGCAUCACAUUUUAAUAUAUUUCCUUGAGGGGAUCCUUGGGCCCAGAAGCCACAGCUACUGCCUUCUGCCAGAGACAAGAUCAAAGAAACGAUGGGACUUUGCAUGUGCCAACUUCAGUUUGCUCAUCUGUGUAAGCAGUGCCAGUGAAAGAAAAUGACCAGCGCUGCAGAUGCUGACUCUCGGCUUUUGGUAGUUUUAAUAAAUCUUUUUUGCCCAUUGUGAGCAGUUCUGAUGCAAGACUUGCCUCCCUUUUCUGGAUAUAUGUAAUGAUGGACUUUUAUAAGAUGUCAGUAAUUCCUGUUUGAAAAGCUCACCUUCCUUAGCUUAAAACAAAGUAAAGUGUUCUUCUAUUGUAUUUUCCUGUCUUGUCUUUUUAUAGAUGUGUAAAAUGCAUUUGUGACAGGAAAGUGGGAAAACAGUACUGAGCUGCAUUAUUGGAUAUCUCUUUGCACUGCACAGCCGAUCAUGAAGGUUAAUCUUCUUUCUCUUCAGGUUUCAUUUUUGUGAAGAGCCAAUCUAUUGGCUUUCUUCAGGCCUUUACUGUUGUGACAAGGCUGUUGCUAUAUUUGGCCCCUUCUUGUAGGGGAAGGGUGAAAGAGGAAAGGGGUCUAUGAUUCGUAGUGAUGUACAAGAAACUGGAUGAUGUUAAAGCAGACUUUAUUUAACUGGAAAGGGCUUAGUUUGCCAGUUCAGCAUUGGGUUUGUAAGGGUAAGAAAUAUUCACCUGCAUUGGCACUGCUUCUGGCAGUAUCUUCACACCAGUUUCCUAUUCUUUCCUCUUGAAAGAAACCCAGCGGUAACAAAAAGCCCUACCCUGUUGUUUGAAAUAAAUCUUGCAACCUUCGUAUAAGAAAAAUAAAUGUCUAGUAUUUAUAAUUUGCCUAAUGUCUUACUUGUCAGUAAUUACCUGGUCAUAUCUGAUCUAGUCACUUUACAGCAUUUGUAUCUCACCAAAUGCCUCAGCAAGAACAUUUUUUAAAGCAGUUGCAAGUAUAUGAAACCAUCACUGUUUGUGACUUUCCAUAAUGUAAAAAUGCCUGGCUUUGGAAAUAUUUAUACGCGGUUUUGGACUGGAGGACUAGGGAAGAAGGUUACUGAGAUUCCAGAAAAACUAAACGGUUCUUAGAAGUGACAGUCUUAAUUUCAGAGGUACAGAAAUAGUAAAAGGAAAUGGCCUUCACAUCACUGCUCAUCUUUCACAGUAACACGUCAGUUUUAGUUGCUGGUAGCUACAUGGUGCCCUGCUGCUAUGUUUCUGUCAAGCUAGUCUAUUCAAGAAGGCACAGAAAUGUGCUAUGUAGUUAAUGCUCUGCUUGUCUAUGAGAAGUGUUCAUUUAAACUCCCCUCCCCCAAAGAUGGAGGCUUUGUGCAACUGUGAAAGGAGCUUAUAACCUUUGCUUCCUAGAUAGCAAUCUCAAUGGUAUGCUUGUGCCUGCACCUUGUAUGUGUUCUGGCUUAACUGCGCGCCCCCUUCUAUUAGGGGGCAUAUGCAAGCUGUGGCUGUGUAAGUGUUGACCCUUUCUCUCUGCACAUGCUGGAGACCCGGACAGUGUCACUUAGUUGUCUUGUUUCCUCCCCUUACCAUUAAAGUUUCUUCUUGUGCACUGCAACUAUAACCAGAGGAUGUAGGGUUUGCCAUUGGGUGGUUUCCCGUUGCAGUUGCCUGCUGUCCAUGUUGGGGAAAGCAGACUUAUUGAUGAAGCUUUCUGUUUCUUGGGAAGCAGGGGGUUGUUAGCCUGCUGCAUUUAAUAGCCUGCAGCUUCUGCCUUCUGGUUUCACGCUCUUCUUACUUUCCUUUUUUUUUUUUCUGGUCCCACUGUGCAGUUGUUCUGUCAUAUCCUACCAUAAACCCAAGGAGCUAAAUUCAACAAGGAUCUAUGAAUCAGUCUUAAUAAUACCUUCUCAGAGUCCCUCAAGCUUACUGUCUAGUUAAAUGUAGCAUCUAUGCCAGAGACCUGGAAAAAGAAAAAAGCAGCAUGCCUACGUCCCCAUCUUGUACAGUUUCUCCUGAGUGGACCAGUGUAGCUGUGCCAAGAGUAGAUAUUCAGCAGACACAAAAAGGGGCUGCAUAAGAUACUGUAGUUGAUAUCACCUUUCUCUUACCCCUGAACUGGUGCCCUAUUCCUCAUUGACUUUAAAUCAAGAUGUGGGAGGUGGGGGAGAAACAAACCCUUACGAAAACUAAGUAGCAAGUAAUUACUGGUUGGUAUUGAUUAAUGUAAGGGCAUCCUGCCAGUUUUGCCUUUACUAGCUGUUGCUGGUAUUCUUUCCAGCAGCUGAGCAAUGUGCAGAAGUUGUGGAGCACAAGUUACAAAGCAGUCCAGAGAGCUGUCAAAGAGGAAUAGCAGCAAGCAUCUACCUUGCUGGUGUCUGCUGCUUUAGAAGGUCAGUGCAAGAAAUACACCUCUGAAGGUGUGCAAGUGAAUAUUGGAACCUUAGAUGUAAGUAGGGCAACUCACUAACUGCCGAAAGACAAGAGUAUCUCAGGGUCACAAGGGCAGGAUUAUACUGAUAAAACUUCAUUUGAAAGUCAGUGCAAAAUCAUAUCCACAGUAACUAUCCAGAGCAUAGCAAUCGUGGAAAGAUUCUUUAUGGAAACGUGUCUUUGUCCUCCCUUUGUAUCCUGUUUUUGUUCAGGAGGCAGGGUCGGACAACUGACAGGGCUAGCCAAUUUUAAUGUGCUUUUGACAAAAUAGCAGGAAGAGUCUCUUUCUAGCCUGAGAUAUGGGCUUUAGAAAAAGUAAGAGAACCCAAGAAUCUCAGUCGAUUCUGCUAUUUUGCAGCAAUUUUUUUCCUCUUUUGCUCUUAAUCACUAUUGGUUGGGACAGCAGUUUUAUUAUGAAUGUACAGUCCGUGAAACCAACCUACAUUUUCUUUGAAAUAUGGAUCUGAUUCUACUGAUAAGAACCAAAAUCUAGUAAAAGUUUACUUGUCAGUUCUGCUAACGUGGUUUAGUGCUGCUGUGGAGCUUGGCUUAUUUCUAUGUAAAGCUUAGUUACUCUGGAAAUGUACUCAGUUUUACUCAUUUGCUAGUCCAGGCCUUGAGCUGUCCAAAAUUGUAUGGCUUUUAUAACAGAGUCUCUUCACUGACAAUUGGUUUGGACUGUCAGACUUGUUUUUCUUUUGUUCUACACUUGAAGUCUACUCUUCAGAAAUGAAAGCCUCUGGCUUUCUGAAAGAACUGUUAAUGACAGGUGUAUAUUUAAGUUGGGAUUUUGAGGUGCUUGUCUUCAUGCCCCUUCAUCUCCAGCCCUUUUCCUUUACCCGAGAGAUAUUUUCCCGAGUCUGAAAUCCUGGUAAAUUUUUUAUUUGGAUGCUGCCAUCUUCAAACUUUUUGAUGUCGUUAGUAUCACAUCUUGGAUUGUGUUUCAGACAAUGAGGUUGCUUUUCUUCCUUUUAGUGAGCUUAUAGCAUGUGAGACCUUCCCACCUACAGAUACCUUGACUCACGUGAGAACUAUGCGACUAUAGGGUGUGUGUUGUCUCGCAGGGUCGUUUGUGAGGUUUAAGAUGUGACGUUAUGAAGGCGUUGGGCACUUUAUUGCUUUGCUUCCAUUUUUAAGAAACAGAGCGCUCCUGAAAUGCACAACAGUGAAUGCUUUACUUCCUCCUUCAGAGCGGGCUGAAGCACUUGGGGAACGUGGUUGAAAUGGGAUCUGUUGUUCUGCCAAUUGAUGCUGUAUUUCAGAUUCUCCUCGCUUCAGGUGAACUGAGAUAAUGGAAUUUGGAUUGUUGUUGUUGGAACAAAGUGUGCUGGCUUUGCUGUGCUGUGGCUUUUCCGCACUUCGGGAGGAGAAUUCUCCUCUCUUCCAACCUUGUCAGGCACCUAACUGUUCUUGACUAUUUGAGGUUCUCAGAAUUUUCAUUCUAACGUAUAUAAGAGCUAGUCGGAACUUUCUUGUGUGUUCAAAUAGAUGCAAUUAUCUUCCUUGCAAUUUAUGGAAUAAAAACUUAUUAAUGGAUGACUAACCUUACAGAAUUUGAGACUCCUCUAUGCAGUUCUGACGAGAUAUCUGAUUCUGCCUGUAGUACUCUUUGAUACCCUGUCCACAAACGGCUCUGAUCUGACCUGCUGGCUGGCAUUACCUGUAUUGGGUGUUGUACCAGCACUCAGAGAUGGUGUCUAUCCUGAAAAACCUCAUGAUUUGAAUUAAGGUGCAAAAAGCAUCUGGAGUAGCUGUGUCAAAGGCAUUUGAAUAUGAAGAUGUGAGAAACAAGACAAAAUGUGCUCAUAGCUAAGUUGGGCAGGUUGCAUGACUGUUAGUAUCUCCAUUAGUAAGAAUCGGGGAUUAAAACAAAAUCAAAAACGCUAUAACACCCUCUGCACUACAGCAGUUGUCUUGGGCAACGACUAAUGCUAGCUCUGUGGCAACAAAAGUAUCCUCCUGAUUUCAUUUUAUUAAAAAUGAGCAAUUGCAUAGUAGCAUAUAAGACCCAUCUAUACCAUAAAUCUAAUAUUAGCAGGAGCCCUUUUGACAGCAUGCUCCUGGAACACAGUUUCUUGGAACACAUCUUUGCCCCGGUGUUAUGAAGGGGAACCAGACUGAAGUCUUACCUGCUCUGGAACAAAUGUGUUCCCUUUGAGCUAAUUGGACAUCCAAAACAGAACCACCAAACUUGCAUUUUUGAUACAAACAGGCUUUGGAUGUAGUUCACUAUAGGAGAAGGUUCGGUGCUCUAUCAGUCGCAGUCUUGUCCACUUAUUUGUGGCGAUUUGAUUCGUUCUGCAUUUGGAAAUGUGUCUGCUGGUAUGAGGGAGAUACUGGUGGCGUUUCUGCUAAUCCGUUUCUUUAAGUCCUUGUAUAACUUGUUCACCUGAGCGAAGCACUGAAGAAUGCAGUAUAGGAGGAAUACUGUUAUAGCGGGAUGAAAGGCACAAUAGGUGCCUCGCUCCAUCUUUGCCUAGGUGAAUCUGACUGUCUCACAGCUGCUCAGCAGCUAGCUAGAAGAAGGGAAACAAUUCCUGUAAGAACUCUUUGAGAGUUUCUUUUAGCUUGGUCGCUAGCUGUGGUGAAGAAAGUAGGUCACAUUGUGCUUCAGGGUUACAAAAGGAUCAAAAGAAUUUGUGAUUUGUAGGAAACUUGGAGAAAAUGCGUGGGGGUGGUCUAUCUCUCAUGAUUAUACUAACUAAAAUAAAUAAAUCUUUCACCUCUCUUCAGGGAGCAUAUGGUUUUGGAGAGUGCCUGGUGCAGCUGAAACAAUGCUACUUUGCUGGAAAACGAGACAGAAAUGUUUUUGAAGAAAGAGUUGGCCUUUGCUUUCUGUUUCUUCUUGCUGUGGUUUGCAUCACUGUUUGCCAGUAAUGUCUCCCUUGAACUGCCCGGUGAUCUCUUCUCCAUUUUCUGCUCAUGAUCCAGCCUUUUGCUCACGUUAUUGGUCUUGACAGUACAGCAAAAUUCACACCUGCAAAUGAUUUGUUUAAACAAAAAGAAUAAGUUAAGCUUGAGCGAACUGCAAGGUAAGAGCCAACUGCAUUUCCCAACCAACCAACUACAGCCCAGGAGCUCCAUGUGUUCCCUUUAGUCUCCGGCCCAGCUUGCAGCUUCUGGUGUUUGUUGAAGGAUUUUUGUGACUGCCUGGUCUGGCACUGCCUGCAUGAGCCACCAACUGGUGGUCUUUGGAGUCAAUGCCAGUGGCAGUUUGUGCUGACAGAAGAGGCUGUGAGCCAGUCUUAGUUGAUACCUGCCCCUAGAUAAGGGCACUUCUGUUGUCUUUGUCACUGGGAUAUCUCAUAUCAGCCCUGAGUUUAGCUCUGGUCUCCACGUCAUAGCCACAGCUUUGUCAUUUUGUUGAAGAUCGCUUGAGAGUACUUUAAGCAGUUACCUCUUUUCUACCGGAUGUAGUUUUUAUGUCUGUAAAUGAGGUAACCAUAGGAGAUGUGAUGAAAACAAUAGGAAGGAUUCUUAUGCAGAUCUCCUACGGUAAGGAGCAUGUAGCUAUGUUGCUAACUGGUUGUGAAGCACCUGAAAAGUCACAUCUCUUCUCUGUCCUUGUGUUUAGAUUGCAGGCUGCGCAGGGCCGUCCCUCCUGCCUGCAGUGCAUUCGGAAGGCUUGGCCACGUGCAGCCUCCAGGCAGGACCCCAGUAAGGCAAACCAUGGCCCUGCAUAAGGAUUUAAAAGAAGAAUGACCUAUUGACUGCAGGAGCACAAUUCUGUCAGCUGUGGGGUUUGGGCUGGUGUGUGCAUGUGUAUGAAUGGCCUGUUUAACAAGCUCUAGGAGGAAAAAUGAAUAGUGGAGGGGGGCGGCAGAAAGAAUUAUGUCUAGUUGUGCUUACUGUUUUUGAAGCAAGCCGCUAUUAAUCCUGUUUGCUUCUCUGCGUUUGUGAUUCUGAAGCAUUUACAGGAUGAGGAUUCUGAGUCCAGUUGCCAUGGCAAACUGCAGGAGUGAGAGCAUGUGGCCCUUGCCUGCCUUUAAGAUGCCUGACAGGUACAAGAAAAUCCUCAGGCUGAGUCCUGGAUGCUGAUCCUAGCUCUGUCCACCAGAAUGGACCCAAAAUUUGACCGCGCUUUAGGAG
Molecule: messenger RNA, 7466 nt
Organism: Struthio camelus australis
Lineage: Eukaryota; Metazoa; Chordata; Aves; Struthioniformes; Struthionidae
Source: RefSeq, a predicted model, not a curated record